AUGCCAUCAUGGUGGGGGAAGUCUUCCUCCAAAGAUGCAAAGAAAACCACCAAAGAGAACCUCAUGGAUACAUUUCAUCGGUUUAUAAGUCCAAAUGAGCAAAAAGGAAGCACAAAAUCAAAACGGAGGUAUAGACGUGGCGAUGAUACAGCUGUUGAAAAGGUCUGCCAGUCUACCACAGUAUCGCGCGCAACUUCACCCUCAAAAGAAGUUUCUCGCUGUCAAAGCUUUUCAGCUGAUAGGCUACAUUCCCAACCACUUCCUGUUCCUGGAUCACGUCCUGCAGUCACACGCACUGCUUCUGAUGUCACUGAAUCAAGGCCCAUAUUAGAAAAACGUGGCAAACCACCACUGCUUCUGCCACUUCCUAAACCUAACAGGCCUCAGAGAAGGUCAGAAAUAGUGAUUGCUUCCCUCUCUAGCAACUGCUCUGUUGAUAGUGAUGACCAUGGAGAUUCUCAGCUUCCGAGCCCUGUUGGAAAUGAUGCUGAAAACACAACAAAUACUACUUCCAAGAGCAAGUCAAGUAAUGUGCGCAAAGAGCGUCCUGGUGCUAUCACCACCAAGAAUACCAAGGAGACGGCAAAGACAGCUAAUCAAUUCCUCAGUAACCAUACAUUGUCCACAUCGCCGAGAGGUAUUGCAGCUGAUAAUCACCAACCUAAUCCACAAAAUCCUCGGCCGGUAGUCUUGGAGAGUGCUCCGAAUAGUUUGAUGUCAAGUCCAUCUAGAAGUCCGAGAAGAAUAUGUCCGGAUCAUAUUCCAACUUCAGCCUUUUGGGCAGUGAAGCCUCAUACAGAUGUUACUUUCCUUGGCUCUGGUCAGUGCUCCAGUCCAGGUUCAGGGCAAACAUCUGGGCACAACUCCGUGGGUGGUGAUAUGCUAGCCCAGCUUUUCUGGCAGCCCAGCAGAGGUAGUCCAGAGUGUUCACCGAUUCCUAGCCCAAGAAUGACAAGUCCUGGCCCUAGUUCCAGGGUGCACAGUGGAAGUGUUUCUCCGUUGCAUCCGAGGUCUGGAGGGAUGGCACCUGAAUCUCCGACAGGUCGGAAUGAUGGUGGGAAGAAGAAGCAAACCCACAGAUUGCCUCUUCCACCACUGAGCAUCUCUAAUAAUUCAUUUUUUCCAAACAAGUCCACGCCAGCUAGUCCUAUUUCAGUGCCUCGUAGUCCUGGUCGACCAGAGAAUCCACCGAGUCCUGGAUCACGAUGGAAGAAGGGGAAGCUGAUUGGUCGUGGGACAUUUGGCCAUGUAUAUGUCGGCUUUAACAGUGAUAGCGGUGAAAUGUGUGCUAUGAAAGAGGUGACCCUAUUCUCGGAUGAUCCUAAAUCAAAGGAAAGUGCAAAGCAGUUGGGGCAGGAAAUAUCGCUCUUGAGCCGCUUACAACACCCAAAUAUCGUACGAUACUAUGGCACAGAAACGGUUGAUGACAAACUGUAUAUAUAUUUGGAGUUUGUGUCUGGUGGAUCUAUCCAUAAACUUCUACAAGAGUAUGGACAGCUUGGUGAACCAGCAAUACGCAGCUACACUCAGCAGAUACUCUCAGGCUUAGCUUAUUUGCAUGCGAAGAAUACAGUCCAUAGGGAUAUCAAAGGUGCAAACAUACUAGUAGAUCCUAGCGGUCGUGUUAAGCUUGCAGACUUUGGAAUGGCUAAACAUAUCAAUGGGCAGCAAUGUCCUUUCUCAUUUAAGGGUAGCCCAUAUUGGAUGGCUCCAGAGGUUAUAAAGAGUUCGAAUGGUGGUUGCAAUCUUGCGGUUGACAUAUGGAGUUUAGGAUGCACUGUCCUGGAGAUGGCUACCGCAAAACCCCCAUGGAGCCAGUACGAAGGGAUUGCUGCAAUGUUCAAGAUUGGAAAUAGCAAGGAACUUCCACCAAUACCAGAUCACCUAUCAGAGCAGUGCAAGGACUUCAUCAGGAAGUGUCUGCAACGUGAUCCUUCUCAACGGCCGACAGCAAUGGAGCUUUUGCAACACCCGUUCAUACAAUAUAAAGUCCGACUUGAGAAAUCCGUUAUGUCUGAUCCUUUGGACCAUUUGCCCGUGAUAUCUUGUAGACCGAAUUCUAAGGUGGCUGGACAUACAACAAAUAUUUCGUCAUUGGGAUUGGAGGGUCAGACAAUUUACCAGAGAAGGGGUGCAAAAUAUUCUUCGAAGCAUAGCGAUAUCCAUAUACGGAGCAAUAUAUCAUGUCCAGUUUCUCCAUGUGGAAGUCCUCUGCUAAGGUCAAGGUCUCCCCAACAUACAAAUGGCCGAAUGUCACCCUCUCCAAUUUCAAGCCCCAGAACCCUUUCAGGCACCUCUACUCCCCCGUCUGGUGGAAAUGGUGCUAUUCCCUUUAAUCAUUCGAAGCAACCAACCUACAGCAAUGAAGGAUUUGCAAUCGCAUCAAGAGGCCCAGAUGAUCACUUCCCCAACCGGCCUACAGAUCGUAACCUUGGGCAAUUUGGUCGAGUGCAUCAAGUCUCACAGGUGAGUCAGGAGAGGAUAGUAACUGAAGCUAACAUUCUGAGCCCUCAAUUUGGAAAGAGGCUUGGAAACGUUUUUGAUCUGCGAGAUAGACUGUCGCCUUCUGAACAUUUCAGUCGUCCUACCUUGGUGGAUCAUGUGAAGCCAAAUCCUUCACUAGACUUAACAACUUGUUCUCCCCACCUUGGACACAAGCGUGAUAACUAA
Molecule: messenger RNA, 2670 nt
Organism: Triticum turgidum subsp. durum (durum wheat)
Lineage: Eukaryota; Viridiplantae; Streptophyta; Magnoliopsida; Poales; Poaceae
Source: the annotation of a GenBank genome assembly